This is a messenger RNA of Ascoidea rubescens DSM 1968, 1377 nucleotides long. RefSeq lists its product as uncharacterized. The coding region runs from base 372 to 1322 and encodes 316 amino acids. Lineage: Eukaryota; Fungi; Ascomycota; Saccharomycetes; Ascoideales; Ascoideaceae. The transcript is spliced from 2 exons. The record is from RefSeq and is a predicted model, not a curated record.
GGCUGUGAUUGAUCCCAAAAGCUCAUUUCAGUUAUUGAAAAGACAAAGGUUUUCUUUAGGGGACCGAGUUGUUUAUAUUCAAAAUUUUGGUAAAGUUCCAUUAUUUUCGAAGGGUUUUGUUGUGGGAAUAUUAUGUGAAGAAUCAGGUAAGAUCAAAUUACAAAUUGUAUUUGACAAUUCGUUGGUUAGUGGAAACACAUUAGGAGAUCGAUUAAAAACUAAAAGAGGUCUUACUGUGGAUUCAUCAUUUUUGUUGAAUCUUACAAACAAGCAAUUGAUUUAUCAUACAAAAGCUUCAUUAGAGAAAGAAAAGGAGAGUAAAUUACAAAUGAACAAAAGUCAUUUUAAAGGUGAUUUUAAUCACAAUAACCAUGGGUAUAGUCAAACUCCAAGUCAUUAUGCUAAAGCACCAUAUGCGAAGAAAGUGGUUCAUAAAAAGGAAAUUGACAAGCAGGUCAUAUCAGAAUCCCAAGUUGUAUCAAAAAAGGCAUCAAAAGACACCACAAAUGAAUCUUCAAAAGAAAAUGACAAGAAAGCAGAUCAUACAGGAAUUACUAGCGUUAUUAAGAGGUUCACAAAGUACUAAAACUGAAAAAGUGCCAGGAAACACUCAAUCUAAUAAUAGUAGCAAUACUAGUAAUAGAUUGGAAAAUUUAUCCAAGCCAAUUCAAGCCAAAAAUGUUUAUGGAGAAAUUAUGGCGGAAGUAAAUAAAGGAGCACUUUAUCCAAAUCCUGGAUUCAUUCCUAUUCCACAUCCAGGGCAGAUGUUACCACCAGGUGCUCAAAUGCUGCCUAUGAUGGUUCCUGGAUAUCAAAACAAUAUUUUCAUUCCAUCAAAUUAUGGAAUGGUAAUGGCGCCAGUUUAUGAACCAGCCCAAGUUUUGCCAACCAAUGAUGAAGCAACCAACGAGGUUAAAUCGCUACUCAGAGGACUUGGUGGUCUCAAAAUUAAUUCUCCUGAUGAAAAUCAACAACAAGAAACUCAAAAUAUAUCACAAGAAUCAGUCUUUAAUCCCUCGAACACAGGGCCAAACAAUGCGACUGUUAACAUUAAUAAUAACAACAAUCAAUUUCUACAGCAUGAUGGUUAUGUUCCUAAUGAGCCCAGAGGUCAAAGAAGUUCGAACUAUAAUCAAAGAGGUAGGGGUGGUCGAAACAAUAGAAACGGAAGAGGCAAUUUCCGAAAUAAUGAUAGAAAUAAUAGAAAUAGCAAUAGCAACGGUUCUGGUUUUAGUCCUAAUCAAAAAAAAUAUAACAAUCGUCAUUAUUAUGGAGGAUCUUAUAAUAGGACUGCAAAUGACGAGAGAACUAGUGAUGAUUAGGUUUUUUUUUAAUUUUUCCCAACUUUUUUUUUUUAUUAAUAUUUUAUGUUUUUAG